UGGGUGGUGUUAUCUCAACAGCAACCGAUUUCGUGGUUGAGAAAUUAUGUAGCUGCUUUUGUCUGGAAGUCCACCAUAUUUGCAGACUCGACAAGAAUCUAUAAACUCUGGUAGAAGACAUGAAGAUACUGGAGGCAAAGCGAAAUGAUGUGCUGAAAUUCGUGAAGAGGGAGGAAGGCAGAGGUUUACAAAGGCUUAGUGGAGUUGAUGUAUGGCUUACGGCUGUCAGGAACAUUGAAAACGAGGCCCGUGAAACACUUAUGGCUUGUACAAGUGAACUUCAAGGGUUGUCUAUUUGUGAUGGUUGUUCAAGAAAACUAGUAGCAAGGUUUUUUUAUGGGAAAGAGGUUGUCUCGUUGUUGGAAGAUGUCGAAGAGCUAACGGGUCGCAAAUUAACUGAAGAUAUUAAUGCUCUGGCUGUGCCACCUAUGAGAGAUGUGGUGGGGGAAAGAGAUCUACAACCUAUCAUUGUUGGUCAGGAAACAUUGCUCGAGGGUGCAUGGAGCCGCCUCAAGGACGGCAGAACCCAGGUUAUGGGUCUACAUGGCAUGGGGGGAGUGGGGAAAACAACUCUUCUUGACCAAAUCAACAAUAAGUUUUGUGGUGCAAAUGAUGGGGUUGACAUAGUAAUUUGGGUUGUUGUGUCUAAGGUCAAACGGAACGAGAAGAUUCAAGAUGAGAUUGCUAAGAAACUUGGCUUUUUUACUGAAGUGGAUUCAUGGAAACAGAAAACAGAGGCCGAGAAAGCCUCUAGUAUACGCAGUUCCUUGAAGGCCAAACAAUUUGUGUUGAGCAAAGUGGAGUUAAAAGAUAUCGGUGUUCCAAUUCCAACAAAGGAAAAAAAAUGCAAAAUUGUAUUCACUACUCGUUCAAGAGAAGUAUGUGCUCGCAUGGGGGAUACUAACCCAGUCGAAGUCAGUUGUCUAGACACCGGCAAAGCCUGGGAGUUGUUCAAGGAGAAAGUCGGGGAGAACACACUGGGACGCCACCGAGGCAUUCCCGAUCUCGCAAGAAAAGUGGCAGGAAAAUGCCAUGGCCUACCAUUGGCACUCAAUGUUCUUGGGGAGACCAUGUCAUCCAAGGACACAAUACAAGAAUGGCGCCACGCAGUUAAGAUUUUGACUUCAAAUGAUGCAAAAUUUUCUGGAAUGGACGAGAUUUUUCCAGUUUUGAUGUAUAGCUACGACAGCCUCAAGGAGAAGCAUGUUAAGUCGUGUUUCCUAUAUUGCUCUCUGUUUCCAGAAGAUUUUGAAAUCAGAAAAGAUAUCUUAAUUGAAUAUUGGAUCUGUGAGCGUUUCAUACAAGAAAAUCAGAGUAGAGAAAACGCAUUCGACGAAGGCUAUAGUAUCAUCAGUUCUCUUCUCCGCGCAUGUUUAUUGUUGGAAGAACAAGUCGAUAAAGUAAAAGUGAAAAUGCAUGAUGUGGUUCGGGAGAUGGCUCUGUGGGUAGCAUCUGAUCUUGGGGAGCAUGAUGGGCGAUAUACUGUGCAAGCCGGUGCUGGGUUACGUGAUAUACCGGAAGUUGGGAGUUGGGGGCCCGUGAGAAAGAUGUCUUUGAUGAACAAUGAGAUCCAAGAGUUAUCUGGCAGUCCGUGCUGCCCUGAACUUACAACUCUGCUUCUCCAAGAAAACAAGCUGGUAACUAUCUCAAGCGAAUUCUUUCGACAGAUGCCUAGGCUACUCGUCUUGGAUCUCUCGCGAAAUACCUCGUUCAAUGGAUUGCCAGAGAAAAUGUCAUUGGUCGCUUUGAGAUACCUUAACUUGUCAGACACACAUAUAGAGCGACUGCCUGUUGGUUUACAGGAGUCGAGAAUGCUAAUAUGUUUGAAUUUGGAAUUCACGAGGAGCAUUGAAAAUGUUUCGGGGAUGAUAUCCAAAUUUUCGAGGUUGAGGAGAUUGGGACUACGGAAUUCCUACACGAAGCUAGACAUGAGCUUAUUGGAAGAGUUGCAGCUCUUGAAAUAUCUACAAGUUGUAACCAUAGGUAUAAACUCAUGUUUGGUUGCGGAGAAAUUGUCAAACUAUGACAGGGUGGUGAAAUGUGUUAAGAAGUUAGAUUAUAAGGACCUUCAGGAUGAAUCAUUCAGAGUCUUGACUUUGCCGACUAUGGACAACCUUUGUGACCUCAAGAUAGAAAAGUGUGGAAUGGCGGAGAUAAAGGCAGAGGGAGCAGCAACUUCAUUGUGGAACAGAAGUCCCACGAGUCCAUCCUUCCUCAACCUUUCUACUGUCUUUAUAAAUUAUUGCAACCGUCUCAAGGAUUUGACGUGGCUGUUGUUCGCUCCCAACCUUACUAUUCUUAACGUUGGUCAUUCAAAUCAAAUAGAGUAUAUAAUAAGCCAAGAGAAAGCUACAAAUGGUGUGGCAGGUACCAUCAUUCCUUUUGCAAACAUAGAACACUUUAGCUUCUAUUGUGUACCAAUGUUGAAGAGCAUCUAUUGGAGUGCUCUCCCUUUUCAAUGCUUGAAAGGAAUCAGGAUAGGAGGGUGUCCAAACCUGAGAAAGCUUUCAUUGGAUUCUGAAAGUGUUGCCAAUGUAGAUGGAUUUGUUAUCCAGUGUAUAGAGAGACAUUGGACAAAUAAUAUUGAAUGGGAAGACGAAGCAACUAAACUCCGUUUCCAAGCUUCCUGCCCCUAGUAGCCCCCUCCCCCCAAUGCUGCGAAACAGUUUUUUUUUCUUCAAAAUCUUCUAUGUUUCUACUGUCACAUUGUUCUGCUUCUCGCUUUGCUUCUUUCAAAAACUGGUGUGCCUGGUCGAGUUUAUUUUAACUUAUUAUGUGGAUAUUCAU
This is a messenger RNA of Brassica oleracea var. oleracea, 2787 nucleotides long. RefSeq names its product disease resistance protein RFL1-like. Gene Ontology annotation, molecular function: protein binding; ADP binding. NCBI's taxonomy places the organism in Eukaryota, Viridiplantae, Streptophyta, Magnoliopsida, Brassicales, Brassicaceae. The record is from RefSeq and is a predicted model, not a curated record. The transcript is spliced from 2 exons. Bases 120 to 2636 code for a protein of 838 amino acids.